Pimephales promelas (fathead minnow) is the source of this 4977-nucleotide messenger RNA. The record is from RefSeq and is a predicted model, not a curated record. Lineage: Eukaryota; Metazoa; Chordata; Actinopteri; Cypriniformes; Leuciscidae.
UCAUGAGAGCGGAGGUUAAAACGAAAGUGAAAGAACUUAGAAAUCGACGCUAUUUGGAGGCUGUUAGGUAGUAUUGUGCGUUCAAUUAUUUCAAUUAUCGUAUUGUGCGGCCGCAUAUUUUGUGGUCUCAACACUCUUUUCAAGAAAUAAGGAGGGCAGUGCCUCCAAAAUGAGUCUCAGUGAAGAGAGAGAAGAUGAAGACACUGCCUUUAAAAUGAGUUCUCCAUUUCCUGGAUCAAGUUGUAAUCAACCCAUGAAGAAUCUGCUCUCUUCUUUCAGUGAUGCAACAGUGACUUCUGACCCCAGUAUCAACAGAUCAGAGUCUCCAGAACCCAGCGGUGUGUCUCUGAAGAGUAACAAAUCCAUGAUGCAACCACCUGAAAUCAGUGAUGGACCAGUGACCUUUAAACCUCCGAGAUCAGAGUCUCCAGAACCCAGCGGUGUGUCUCUGAAGAGUAACAAAUCCAUGAUGCAACCACCUGAAAUCAGUGAUGGACCAGUGACCUUUAAACCUCCGGGAGACAUACAUGAGACAUACAACAGGUCUGUGCGGACCUCAACAUCCCACUAUCAGGCCCACUUCGAGCAGGACAAAACUGAAGCAGUCCUACAGACACACACACUGGAGCCUGGAGACCUGCAGAAAGUAAAAGACAUGCACAAAACCAGCAUGAAGAACAAGUAUGAGAGAUUUUUUGAGGGAAACAAACUCCAAGAGAAUCAAACCCUCCUGAACAGGAUCUACACACAGCUCUACAUCAUAGAGGGAGAGAGUGAAGGAGUGAAUAAAGAACAUGAGGUUUUACAGAUGGAGAAAACAGCCAGAACACAACAUUCACAAGACACUCCAAUCUACUGCAAUGACAUCUUUAAAGCCUUGUCUGAAACAGGAUGUGAGGAGAAAGACCAAAUCAAGACUGUUCUUACUAAAGGCAUCGCCGGAAUUGGAAAAACUGUGUCUGUGCAGAAAUUCAUUCUGGACUGGGCCGAGGGAAAAGCCAAUCAGGAUGUUGAUUUCAUGUUUGUGCUUCCAUUUAGAGAGUUGAACUUGAUAGGAGAUCAUCAGUACAGUCUUCACAGACUUUUGCUGGACUUUCAUCCUGAACUUCAAGAUCUGGACUCAAAGAUGUAUGAGUGUAAAGUUGUGUUCAUCUUUGAUGGCCUGGAUGAAAGCAGAAUGACACUGAUGUUUUCAGAUGCUCAGAAGGUUUCUGAUGUGACUGAGACUUCAUCAGUGGGUGUGUUGAUGUCAAACCUCAUGAAAGGAGAACUGCUACCAUCUGCUCUCAUCUGGAUCACCACCAGACCAGCAGCAUGCAAUAAAAUACCCUCCAAUUACAUAAACCGUCUGACAGAGAUUCAGGGAUUCAAUGAGCCUCAGAAGGAGGAAUAUUUCAAGAAGAGAAUCAGUGACGAGCAUCAAGCUAGCAAAAUCCUCUUACAUAUCAGAAGAGCAAGAAGCCUCCACAUCAUGUGCCACAUACCCGUCUUCUGCUGGAUCUCAUCCACUGUGCUUCAAAAGCUCCUGAAAGAAGAUCUGAGUGCCGAAAUUCCGCAAACUCUGACUGAAAUGUACAUCCACUUCCUGUUGAUUCAGAUCAACACAAUGAAUCAGAAGUAUGAAGAGACAGAUCCAGAGAAACGCCUGCAGUCCAACGGAGAAGUUAUUGUGAAACUUGCUGAAGUUGCUUUCAAACAGCUGAUGCAGGGCAAUGUGAUGUUCUAUGAGAAGGACUUGAUUGAGAGCGGUAUAGACGUCACUGAUGCCUCAGUGUAUUCUGGAAUUUGCACUGAGAUCUUCAAGGAGGAAUCUGUGAUUUAUCAGAGGAAAGUUUACAGCUUCAUUCAUCUGAGUGUUCAGGAGCUUCUUGCUGCUUUCUAUGUGUUUUACUAUUACAAUAGACAAAAAUCUGAUACAUCCCAGUUUUUUGAUUUAAUUAAUGGUUUACUGGAAAGUGCAGUAGAUAAAGCCAUUGAGAGUGAGAAUGGACACCUCGAUCUGUUCCUGCGAUUCCUACUGGGAAUCUCACUGGAGUCCAAUCAGGGACUCUUACAGGAUCUACUAACACACACAGAGAACAGCUCAGAGAGCAUCAGGAGAACCACACAGUACAUUAAAGAGAAGAUCAAAGAUGGACAUGGACUCUCCUCUGAAAGAUCCAUCAAUCUGUUCCUCUGUCUGCUGGAAGUCAAAGAUCAGACUCUGUCCAGAGAGAUUCAGGAGUUUAUGAAAUCAGACAAACACUCAGAGAAGAAACUCUCUCCUGCUCACUGCUCAACAAUUGCCUAUAUGCUUCAGAUGUCAGAGGAGGUGCUGGAUGAGCUGGACCCCAAGAAAUACAACACAUCGGAUGAGGGUAGAAGAAGACUGAUACCAGCUGUGAUCAACUGCAAAAAAGCCAGUCUUGCUGGCUGUAAUGUGACUGCUCAGCAUUGUGAAAUUGUGGCAUCAGCUCUACAAUCCUCAAACUCUUUCCUGAGAGAGCUGGAUCUGAGUAAUAAUGACCUGCAGGAUUCAGGAGUGAAGCUGAUCUGUAAUGGACUGAAGAGUUCAAACUGUCAACUGCAGAUACUGAGGUUGUCAGGCUGUAUGGUGACAGAGGAAGGCUGUGGUUAUGUGUCUUCAGCUCUGAGUUCAAACCCUUUACAUCUGAGAGAGCUGGAUCUGAGCUACAAUCACCCAGGCAAUUUAGGAGUCAAGCUGCUCUCUGAGAAACUGAAUGAUCCAAACUGUUCACUAAAAACACUCAAUUUGGACCAUGGAGGAGAGGGGAGGCUUUCAAAAGGACUGCAAAAAUAUGCCUGUGAUCUCACACUGGAUCCAAACACAGCACAUGUUAAACUCUCUCUGUCUGAGGACAACAGAAAGGUGACACGAGUGGAAGAUAAGCAGUCAUAUCUUGAUCAUCCAGACAGAUUUGAUGGCUUUGAGCAGGUUCUGUGUGGACAGAGUCUGACUGGACGCUGUUACUGGGAGGCUGUAUGGAGUGGAAGGGGAGCUGAUAUUUCAGUAGCUUAUAAGGGAAUCAGGAGGAAAGGUCUGGGUGAAGACUGUUGGUUUGGAUACAAUGGAAAGUCCUGGAAUCUGUAUUGCUCUUUCAAAAGUUAUUCUGCUUAUCACAAUUGCAAGCAAACAGAUAUACCUGUCCCUUCAUCCUCUAAGAGAGUAGGAGUUUAUGUGGACGUGUCGGCCGGCACUCUGUCCUUCUACAGCGUCUCUGACACACACACACUCACACACUUACACACAUUCAACACCACAUUCAUCGAACCCCUCUAUGCUGGAUUUAAGGUUUAUCCAGACUCCCCUGUGUUGUUGCAACAGAAUGGCCAGACCCCAUAGACAUCCCUGUCAUAUAACUAAACUGUUAACCCUCGCUGUUAAAAAGGCCCAUUAAAACAGUAAUAUACCGUGUAAAAUAAUGCAUUCUGGGUAAUAUUUGUAGUUUUCAAGAAACACUGUGUGGGGACAGUUUAAAACCCAGUUUAACAUUAUUUCUUUUAUACAUGUACAAAACAAUUCAUUGAGAAUUAACAGAUUGAGUUGAUGUUUUAUUGAAAAUAAUAAAGUCUGUAGUCACCAUAAUAACGAUCAGUGUUUGCUUUAGCAUUAGUUUCUCUCUGUCUACUGUAACUGAGUUUAUAAAGCACAUUUGUUGUGGCAAGAAGUCAGGCAGAAGAUGAUCCGUUGUUUAUGGUUGUUAUGGUAAUCCAUAAUAGUCUUAAACUAAUCUGAAUCACUGAUCUCAUCCUUUCUAUAUGGAUGUUUAAUUUUUAUUGAUCACAUAUCUGAAUCUGCAGCAUUAGAGUUAACAGGGGUUAUUAGUUAUUGUGAAUGAUAUUGAAAUAAUUAAUGUAAAUAAACAUUUUGAAUUUGUACAUGAGUCAGACACACACAGACAUCAACAAUCAGCACAAUCUGAACAAUAGUGACAAUCAAAUGUUGCACAUUGCAAUGAUUAUAACUGAUCAUUAUAACUGAUUGCUGUAGUUUCACAGUGGUAGGUAAACACUUUUGAUACAGGAUACUCUGAAUAACAUCAGUGAAAGAACAGGCUAAAUUAUAAUUUUGUCAAAUUAAUAUAACAAGCUGCAUUCAUAGACCGUGUGUGUGUGUACAAGUGUGACUUGUAAAAUUGCAGUUCAAACAAGAAACAAACUAAAGUUAAAAAGGCAAAGGUUUGCUUGCAAACAUUGCAACUCACAGCUAAAGCAAACACUGCAACUCCCAACUAAAGCAAACACUGAUCUCUAUAAUGAUAGAAUUAACUUAAUAUGUUAAUAAACGCAAGGGUCAGCAUCGCAACUAAAGCAAUUCUGGUCUCCAUAAUGGUUACUUCAAACCAAACAUUUUCAAUUAAACAUCUCAAUAAUAACUUCUGUAGAUGUAUGACAGACAUAAAGGCACACUGGUUAAUAAUAAGUGUAAUAAUGUGUAAUGUAGGUCUUGUGUUUCUCUAUUUUUAGGGCCCAAGCCCUGAAAGGGCACAGAGCCCUAUUGUUUUCCUUAGGAUUAUUUAUUAUUAGGGCCCAAGCCUUGAAAGGGUGCAGAGCCCAAUUGUUUUCCUUGGGAUUAUUUUAUUAUUAAUUAUUAUUUAUUAGGGCCCAAGCCUUGAAAAGGCAAAGACUUGUGACUUGUGAAAGGAUUAUUGAUAUCUUAGAUACUGUUGCCGUGGCAACACAUCAGACUUUAAUAUUCUUGUUUGAUGCUUUUUAGACUCUUUGUCUUGGCAUGCUUGAAAUUGCUUGAAACUUGACAGACACAUUACAUUUAUUAGCCAGUAGACAUGUGCAAAGUUUCAGAAAUGGGCGUAGUUUUUGAUGUACAGUAUCAAAACUCAGUACGUAUAUUGUACUAAUCAAGCCAGAUAUCUUUCUAAUUUACAGUCAUUAGCUCGACCCAACAGAAAGUCUGAUAUUUUGGUUUGAAUGUGGUCAUUCUAUCUCUCAGCCUACAUCUCUGUUGAUCCCGGGAAA